Grosmannia clavigera kw1407 is the source of this 1620-nucleotide messenger RNA. RefSeq names its product phosphatidylinositol phospholipase c. The coding region runs from base 1 to 1620 and encodes 539 amino acids. Lineage: Eukaryota; Fungi; Ascomycota; Sordariomycetes; Ophiostomatales; Ophiostomataceae. Gene Ontology annotation, biological process: lipid metabolic process. Gene Ontology annotation, molecular function: phosphoric diester hydrolase activity. The record is from RefSeq and is a predicted model, not a curated record. The transcript has a single exon.
AUGGCCUCGCUGACGAUCCGCAACCUGUCGACGACGCCGCUGGAGUUGACGCUGGUGGAGCGGUUCGAGGCCUCGUCAGCGCGCACGAGCGGGCGCGGGGCCGUCUGGGGGCUGCUGCGACUAUCGUCGAGCCUGGUGGGCAGCGGUGGCGGCGGCCGGUGCGUGCCGCUGGCGACGAUGCGCUCGAUGCACGGCAGCGGCCACAACGGACUGCUGCCGCGGACAGGCGAGCCUCCGUUUGCGCGAGACGAGGUGACGGGCGUGCGCGUGGCACCCUUUGCGUCGCAGCUGACGUACAUCCGGGCGGCGGAUCCGGAACGCGAGGUGCUGCGGCUGACGUUUGCCGCCGAGAUUGCGAGAAAACGGCCAUCGACGCAGCAGCUCGAAACGGUGAUCCGUCGGUACACCGUGGACAUUCCAGCAGCAUCGCCGCGCAGCAUCGAACUACGGCCGCUCGACGCGGAACAGGACGGGCCGCGGCCAGACGACCCCGGCAGCAUAGACGCAGCGGCGACCCCGGCCUUUACAGCGGUAUACUCGGUGCACGGAGCACAUCUGGCGGUCAUGAGCAGCGCAGCGUUGGGCUCGUGGAUGGCGACGGUGGACGGGACGUGGCCGCUCUCGAGCCUGUCGCUGCCGGGGACCCACAACAGCCCGGCGUGCUACAUGGCGAUGCCGUCGGUGCGGUGCCAGGCCGUGGACGUGCCGACGCAGCUGGCCAACGGCGUGCGGUUUGUGGACGUGCGAGUGAACGCGACAGCACACGCACAUCCGCACGCAGAUCCGCGCAUGGCUCUGGUGCACGGGGCCUUUGCCGUCAGCGUGGCGGGCCCGACCUGGUUCGCCAAUCUGUACGGCAGCGUGUGUGCGUUUCUGGAGGCGCACCCGACCGAGACGGUGCUGAUGAGCAUCAAGCGCGAGGGCAGUGGCCGCGGCACCGACGCCGACGUGGCCCGCAACCUGCUCGGCUGCUACGUGCAGCCGCGGCCGGACCGCUGGUACACCCGGCCGCAGAUCCCGACGCUCGACGAGGCCCGUGGUCGUAUCGUGCUCGUGCGGCGCUUCUGCCUGCCACUCGACGAUGCCGCCUUCCGCCAGCCGGACGGCCGUGUUGGCUGGGGCAUCGACGGCUCUGACUGGCCCGACAACUGCGCCCAUGGCAUCGCGGCCGAGGGCCGCCUCCACCUUCAGGACUACUACGGCGUCAAUGUGGCGUCCAGCAUCCAGCGCAAGAUCGAGUACGCCCGCGCCCACUUUGAGCGCGCCGCCAGCCAGCACUUUCCCGCCUCCAAGACGAUCGCUGGUGCUGCGGCCGCUGCUGCUGUCACCACCACCGCUGCUGCUGCCGCCUGUCCGCCCAUCUUUCUCAACUUCCUCAGCGGCAGCAAUUUCUUCAACAAGAGCUGCUGGCCCGAACGCAUCGCUGCCCGCGUCAACCCGGCCGCCAUCGAGUACCUCUGCAUGCGUCACGGCGUCGCUGCUCAGGGCCCCGCCAACCUCGACGUCGGCGACGGCUCGACUGGCAUCGUGGUCACCGACUGGGUCGGUCUCGACGGCGACUGGGACCUCGUACGCUGCAUCGUUGCGUGGAACGCUAGACUACAACUAAAGCAGCAGUAG